AUGGUGCUCGCGGCCCCGCUGCUGCUGGGCUUCCUGCUCCUCGCCCUGGAGCUGCGGCCCCGGGGGGAGGCGGCCGAGGGCCCCGCGGCGGCGGCGGCGGCCGGGGCCGGGGCCGGGACCGGGGCCGGGGCCGGGGGGGAGCGUUCGGAGCGGCCGGCCCCGUCCGCGGCGCCCGAGCCGGACGGCUGCCCCGUGUGCGUGUGGCGGCAGCACAGCCGCGAGCUGCGCCUGGAGAGCAUCAAGUCGCAGAUCCUGAGCAAACUGCGGCUCAAGGAGGCGCCCAACAUCAGCCGCGAGGUGGUGAAGCAACUGCUGCCCAAGGCUCCGCCGCUGCAGCAGAUCCUGGACCUGCACGACUUCCAGGGCGACGCGCUGCAGCCCGAGGACUUCCUGGAGGAGGACGAGUACCACGCCACCACCGAGACGGUCAUCAGCAUGGCCCAGGAGACGGACCCUGCAGUGCAGACAGAUGGCAGCCCUCUCUGUUGCCAUUUCCACUUCAGCCCCAAGGUGAUGUUCACAAAGGUACUAAAGGCCCAGCUGUGGGUGUACCUUCGGCCUGUGCCUCGCCCGGCCACAGUCUACCUGCAGAUCUUGCGACUGAAACCCCUAACUGGGGAAGGGACCUCAGGGGGAGGGGGUGGAGGCCGGCGUCACAUCCGUAUCCGUUCACUCAAGAUUGAGCUACACUCGCGAUCCGGCCACUGGCAGAGCAUCGACUUCAAGCAAGUGCUACACAGCUGGUUCCGCCAGCCACAGAGCAACUGGGGCAUCGAGAUCAACGCCUUUGAUCCCAGUGGCACAGACCUGGCUGUCACCUCCCUGGGGCCAGGAGCUGAGGGGCUGCAUCCUUUCAUGGAGCUUCGAGUCCUAGAGAAUACAAAACGGUCCCGGCGGAACCUAGGCCUGGAUUGUGAUGAGCAUUCAAGCGAGUCCCGCUGCUGCCGAUACCCCCUCACAGUGGACUUUGAGGCUUUUGGCUGGGACUGGAUCAUCGCACCUAAACGCUACAAGGCCAACUACUGCUCCGGCCAGUGCGAGUACAUGUUCAUGCAAAAGUAUCCACACACCCACUUGGUGCAACAGGCCAACCCAAGAGGCUCUGCUGGGCCCUGCUGCACCCCUACCAAGAUGUCCCCAAUCAACAUGCUCUACUUCAAUGACAAGCAGCAGAUUAUCUACGGCAAGAUCCCUGGCAUGGUGGUGGAUCGCUGUGGCUGCUCCUAAGGUGGGGGACAGUGGAUGCCUCCCUCACAGACCCUACCCCAAGAACCCAAGCCCUGGCCCCCACCCCCCCAAGCCCUAGAGCUCCCUCCACCUCUUCCCACAAGCAUCACACCUUGUUCCCUGACCAAGAAGUGUGCAAUACAACAGAGGGAGGCAGGUGGAGAUGGAGAGGUGAGGGGUUGGGGGAAAGGAAGGACAUGGUUAGGGUAGAAUGUAUCUGAGAUUUGCAGGUAGGAAGGUUCAGCAAGAAGUCAGAGAUGUAGAGACAGGAAAAUGAAAGGAGAGAUGAGGAACAGAGCAGCACUGAGAAGGCAAAGGAAUAGAGAGGUAGAAGAGAGGAGACUAGGCAGGGACAAACACUGAGAGAGACUGAAAUGGAAUAAUAAAUGAGAGCCCCACCCCAAGCCUCCUUUUUUCCACCAGCAAGGUGAGAGGCUUGGCAUAGUUUGGGGAGUUCCCCUGACUACUCAGUAGUAGUAGAUUAAAAAAAAAAAAAAAAUCCAUUCUUAGCUUCUCCCCUCUCCCUCCAACAGUGACCAGGGGAAGUUAAAUGAGGACAGGGGCAAAGUAAGGAUUCUGGAAUUUUUUUAAUUUAUUUAUUUAUUGUGACUUUUCAUUUUUUUGGUAUUUGGCUUUACUGGAAUAGGAGGGCCCCUGCCCACUAUGCUCCAUUUGUCCCUUAUUCCCCAAACCCCAUUCUUCCCUAGUACCCACCUACUUAAUUAAGCACUUGUAUAAAGCCUCCAGGGCUGGGAAAGGGAGUAAAGGGCAAGAGGGCUGAUGCAUGUUAAGUUUCUAUCCCAUAAUCACACUUCUUGAGCCAAAUGGGUUGAACUGAGUGGUCAUGGAAACAGUUAAGUUAGGAUUUAGGAGCUGGGGGAAGGGGAGCCCUCAACAUCCAGGAUCUAUGAGAGCCACUAAGCUAACCCUCAGGCCUACCUUCAUAAUAUUAUUUAGGCAGAGGGUUCAGCCUGCUUAUACCCAAAUUCCCCUCAGCCAACAGACCAAAGAGCCUGUGGAAUGCCCCUGCUCCCAGCCUCUAUCUUCAGGUCAAUAAAGAGUAGAAGUCCCAGAGUCCCCCACAUCUGGGAAGGUGAUGGGUCAAGAAAGCACUGAGGCUGAAGGUUACAGGGCAUUUGAAUCCACAUCACUGCCCUGGGCUAGGGAAAUACAGCCAGCAGACCAAGGUGGAAGGGAUUCUGGAGGGGGACAGCUUAGUCCCCCUACCCCAAAGCUCAGGGUGGAAGGAGGGAGCAGAGUGUCUAUAAUUUUUAUUUUUGGAAUAUAGCAGUACCUAGCAGCAGGGAGGGGACAAUAUAAUGGGGAAAAGCAUAUGACAAGGCCAGUUACAGCAGAGGAUGAGGACUCCCUGGUUUGGAAAACUAGGAAGCAGGCAGAGACUACUUGCCAUUUCCAAAUCACUAGCAUUCUUCCCACAAUCCUGACCAACCCUCCUCUGGACUUAACUGCGCCUCAGUUUCUACCCCUUGAUGGAAUAAGAAAUAGCAGCACCAGCCACAGCCAAGAGAUGAAUUCUGAGCACUUACCACGGGCACUUUAUGGACACAAAAUACCUCUCGCUGUGGAACUAGAUAACCAGGGCACCAGACUGGUGGUGAAGAGAUGUGAGGCUUAAAGAAGUCACAGGUAUCAGAGAACAAGUUCCCCUUCUGCCUUCCAGCUGGUCAGUGCCUGAAGGAGCUAAGAAUCUCCACACCCUAUCCAUACCUCACCAGUGGUCUCUUGGCUCUAGACAAGAGUCUAGAGAAUGGAGAAGGGGUACCUACAGCAAAAUGAUCAUACUAAGUAUAGCAGUUCUGGUCUGGUACAAACAGUACUGAAGCAAAGCCUGAGCUGGUGAACAGACCAGGAAGGUUGGUUCUUCAUGAGAGCAUGUCUCUCCCACUUGGACCAGACCACCAAAGGGACAAAGGUAUGCAGUUAUCCUAGGGAAGGUGAUGUCGGUGAGCUCUAGCAUCUUACUCCUACUCACAGUGAGAAAAUAAGGUGUUUCUGGAGAGGGAAAUAGGCAGGGGCCGUUAAGCUUUUCACCUCAUCUCCCAUACAGCACCUAGGCUAACCCCAGGCCUCUUCUCUGUGACCCUGUUCCUCAUCCUUCUUUCUGCCCCAAUCUUGGAGAAAAAGACAUUUGACCAUCAACACCAAUCACAUUCCUUUGGUGGAAGAAGAGCAGAAAAAUGAAGAGAAGAUGUUUCCCUUCAAGGUCAAAUGCCUCCUGAUCUUGAAAAAGGUGGGGGUUGGGCAAUGAGGUAUCAGGUACCUUUUCUCUAGAGAGCUGGGGCAUUCAAUUUGUGGGACCCUUAAAUAUUGCCCCUUUAUUAACAAACAGAGACCUUUGCAAGGGGGAGGAGUUCUCUUUAUAAAUCUAUGAAGUCACAGUCCCAGUCCUCUUAUACCCUAAGAAAUACCUAAGAGGAAUAAAAAGGCUGAGGACACAGCCAGCAAUUCAGUGGGAGCUGGCACCUCCUCGCCCACCUGUGUGUGACCUGGCCAGUGCCCCUCUGAACAGAUCAUUAGUGUAAUUCUUAUUUUGUGUAUUUGUUACAUCAUGUGCGUGGUUAAGAAUGUUUGAGGAGUAUGGGGCUGAAAAGGGCACUGGAAUCCCAAGAAAGGACUUCACUGAGAUCAAGGCUUCCUGGAAGGAACCACUGCAAAAAGGCCAUCAGGCAAGUUUUCAAGUUAUGUGACAGGGCAAAGAUGGCCAUAGGGUGCUCUGAGUUUUGGGAUGGUCACAUGACACAAUCCAGCACUUGAACCUGAAAAUUUUAAAAUAAAAGCAAAGAGUUUAGAAUUCAGUAAUAAACUCUUCUCCCUAAUCAAGCACCCCAUUUAUAUCUGGGAGACCAGGAACUGAAGAAGCUCUGAGAGAAAACUUUGCUUUAGGACUAAGAAGAUGAGAUCCUUGGAGCAAGAAAGCACUAAGGGUGUGUGGGAUGAGGGUUGGGACGUGCAGUUGAAGGGUGGGAAAAGGAGGGGUUUACAAUUCUCUGGAGUAGUAGAUAGAAAACAGUUUCAAAGAUUACAAAAAACAUUCCACAGCCUCCAGAGAAAAUCUAAAUAUUCUCUUGAAACAAUCCAGCUACUGACUGUAAUACUCAGCAAUCCCUAAUCCUAGGACUGCCCAGCCGUGUUGUCAAAACAAAACGACAGAUAAGCAUCUCAAUGUUCCCGUGAGCCUACAGCACAAUUCCCAAGGAGUAGCAAGAGAACCCUGACUGGGUUACCCUAAGGAUUCAAUGUGAUACCAUGCUUUCCCUACCCCACCAUCAGUUGUAUCAACAGACUGGGAACAGGUGAGGUUGAAACUGGAUGAGCAUUAAAAGUAUUGUAUCUUCUCCCAA
This is a messenger RNA of Jaculus jaculus (lesser Egyptian jerboa), 4589 nucleotides long. RefSeq names its product growth differentiation factor 11 (gene Gdf11). Gene Ontology annotation, molecular function: growth factor activity; cytokine activity. The record is from RefSeq and is a predicted model, not a curated record. The transcript has 3 exons. Lineage: Eukaryota; Metazoa; Chordata; Mammalia; Rodentia; Dipodidae. The coding region runs from base 1 to 1227 and encodes 408 amino acids. Gene Ontology annotation, cellular component: extracellular region. Gene Ontology annotation, biological process: SMAD protein signal transduction.